AUGAACUCUCCAUUUCCAAGUGUUCCACGCUAUCUUAAGGUUCCCUUCAAUAUCUCAUAAUCCAAAACAUACCACAGAUACACACAGAAACACAGACACAUCAAAGCAAACCAAAAUGUGCUACUUCAAAGCCAGUUUCUACACCUGCUCCCACAACGCCUCGCCCAGUCACAUGCACACCUGCUCCGGCUUGUGGGUUGGCAAAGAACGCCAAUGUCCAGACUACGACUGAGACGUCCAAGUUCUCAAACGCGAAUGCGACUACUGCGAAGGCAUUAAGAUGCAACGCCAGAUAA
Messenger RNA from Hymenoscyphus albidus, 296 nucleotides. NCBI's taxonomy places the organism in Eukaryota, Fungi, Ascomycota, Leotiomycetes, Helotiales, Helotiaceae. The record is from the annotation of a GenBank genome assembly.